Molecule: messenger RNA, 633 nt
Organism: Aspergillus viridinutans
Lineage: Eukaryota; Fungi; Ascomycota; Eurotiomycetes; Eurotiales; Aspergillaceae
Product: class I SAM-dependent methyltransferase
Exons: 1
Coding region: 1-633 (210 amino acids)
Source: RefSeq, a predicted model, not a curated record
AUGGCGACAGAAGCAGAAACCCUAUUCAACAGCUUGGGGGCCCGUUAUGAGGCCGCUUUUGGCAUGGACAAGGAGCUACAGAGGUUUAUUGAGCUUGUGGCAAAAACCAUCCCUCCUCGAAGCAGAACACUAGACGUCGGCUGUGGAACAGGCAAGCCUGUGUCUCACAUACUUGCCUCUGCCGGUCAUGAAGUUCACGGGAUUGAUAUAUCGGAAGAGAUGGUGAAAAUCGCAAAGUCCCAAGUUCCGGGCAAGUUUCAAGUGGGUGAUAUGAAGACGUAUCAGCCAUCGACAUUGUUUGAUGCAGUCUUUGCAAUCCGAUCUCUGUUCCAAAUGUCGCCAUGCGAUAUGUGCUCCAUGGUUAUGCGCUUCUCUCAGUGGAUCAAGGUUGGGGGAUAUGUGGUUCUUGGAGUGACCCCCAGUAGCUCUCUGGUUCCGAAAACGGUGACUUAUGAUCCCACAUGGGAUUGUGCUUGGAUGCUAGAUAAGCCGUGGAUGGGGAAUUCUGUCGAUGAUUUGUUCCUAUCCGAGGAGCGCUGGUGUCAGCUCCUGCGAGAAUCCGGCUUUAUCAUUGAAACAGAGAGUGGGUCGAUCGAAUUCGAAGAUUGUGAUUAUCCAGGGAGGGCCGUAUAA